UUUUUGUCUUACUGUCUCUGAGGGAUCCAGGACUGAAAAGGCCUACCUAUUCCUCAUUUUUAGUUCAGUUGCCUCCAGCUGCAUCACUACAUGGCACAAAUACAGGGCCCUGGAAUCUAAAACAGUUUGCAAUAUUAAUCCUUGAAUAAUUAUUUUGCUGAUAGUGUCUGCAAUAUACGUGGAGAAACACUGGUAUAGUCAUGCAAUAAGUCAUCACAUGGCAAGGUUUUUAAUGUGAAACAUACUUCUCUUCUAAUUCUAAAGAUGAGCAAUCAGGAGGUGACUUAUUCAACCCUGAGAUUUCUUCAGUCUCCUUCAGAAUCACCGGGUAGAUCAAGGAGUGAUUCUACUCAGAGUCCUAGAAAAGCUGUUGACAAAGAGUUUUCUGUGCCCUGGAACUUUAUUGCAGUGACUCUUGGAAUUUUCUGUUUACUUUUGUUGACGACAGUCAUAGUGUUGGUGAUCAAGAUUUUUCAGUGUGUUCAAGAAAAACAUCACCAGCAGGAAAUUCUAAGAAACUUCAGCAAAGUGUACGACAUUAUGAAAAAUGACUACUACUUAAAGGAACAAGUUUGGAUAAAUAAGUCUUUAGAAUAUGAUAGUCUCAAAAAUAAAACCCUUCAUUUGGAAUCAAAUCAUGAGAACAAAUGUCAUAAGAAAAUUGAGAUCUAUUCAGAAUUUUUGCAAAAUAAAGGUUUGAUCUGUGAAGGCCACUGGUUCUGUUAUGGAGUAAAAUGUUAUCAUUUUACCAAGAAACAAGAAAAAUGGGAGGGAUGUAAGAAAACUUGCCAAGACAAUGGAUUAUCCCUUUUGAAGAUAAAUGAUGAAGAUGAACAGGCCUUCCUUAAACAACAGGCUUGUAAAAAUAAUUACUGGAUUGGAUUAUCAUAUGAUGAAUGUGAAAGGAAAUGGAAAUGGGUUGACAGUGACACAUCUUCUGGAAUUCAUCUUCCCAUAAUGAUGUCUCCUGCAAGAGGACAUUGUGUUUUUUUAUCUGCAACAAGAGAAGUCGCUAUUGAAUGCAAUAAUAGCUACAAUUGUAUUUGUGAAAAAAGACUGUAAAGUAUUUCAUCUGCUUUAAUGUGUGAUGAGAAUAAAAGUUAAACAUGGAAUAUUGUAGUUUUUGUUUGUUUACUGUCAUAAUUUGUGAUUACUUACAAAUAAAUGUUUUUGACUUCUGCUAUGGAAGCAGAGAGAGAUGAGCUGCAAGAGGAAGAAAAUGUUUUUUUCAUUACAUGACUAGGAAAUCAGAUGCCGUGUUUCUUUGUAGAAAAGAGAGGAAGAAGAGCCUGUCUGUGGAGAGCAGUUUCCCUUUUCUGUAAUGGCACUGAGGAUUUAUUCUUCCUUUCUUUUUCCUGAGACAUCCUUAGAACCAAUUAAAGAACCCUGAUAAAUAGGAUCAAUCAUUUCAAUGUCUUCUGGCUUUCAUGAUACAUUUAAGAACUAGAAUAUAGUUGUGUUUUGUUCACAUCUAAAGCUUACCUCAUCUUUAAAAUAUUUUUUAUUUUGUCAUAAAAUAUAAUUUUUAACAUACUGAAUAAUUGCAAGGAUAGUUCAAGGAAUUCCCACAUAACAUUCACCCAGAUUAUCAGUUGCAGUUGUUUAUAUUUUGCUUUAUGGUUUAUAUUCUACCCCCCAUCCACCUUUCUGUCUGUCUCCUUGCUGAUCCAUUUGAUAAUAAAUGCCAUCUUCUUCUUUUGUUCAAAUAUUUUUUAAGCACAAAAACUUGUCUUAUAUAGUAAUACUACAAUGAUCAAAAUCAGGAGAUUUAGUAUUGAUACAGUACUAUGAUCUAAUCUAUAAUCCAUGUUCAUAUUUUAUCAGUUGUCCCAGUAAUGUCAUUUAUAAGUUUUUUUCCUCCAUGUUCAGGAUCAUGCAGUGUAUUUAAUUGUGCUGUCAUUUAGUGUACUUAGUCUAGAACUGUUCUUUAGUCUUUUUUUUUCUUGACCUUGACAUUUUAAAAUCAACUUUUUUAUUUGUACUGUGCAUAUCAAAAAAUGCACCCACUGUAAGUUAAGAAGAAUAUAGGUUUUAACAAAUAUGUACCUCUAAUACACUAUCCAUCCAAGAUGUAGGACAUAUCCAUCACCUAUAAAAAGUUUCUGUCUGUCACCAUCCACCUGGCCCCAUGCAAGUGGUGAUAUGCUUUCUUCUACUGUACAUUAAUUUUGCCAUUCCAGCAUUUUAUGACUCAUGUACUCUUUGUAAUUGACUUUUUGCUCAGCCUGUGUUUGAAACAAUCUAUACUUUUUCAUGUAUUAGUAGUUCAUUCUUUUUGUUUGUCUAUUGUACUGAUAAACCACAUUUUUUUAUUCAUUCAUUGAUAAACAUUUGAUGUAGUUCCACUUUUUGGCUUCUAUGAAUAAAGCUGCUAUGCUAUGUACAUUUGUGUGCAAA
This is a messenger RNA of Marmota flaviventris (yellow-bellied marmot), 2397 nucleotides long. Its product is annotated as killer cell lectin-like receptor 2. The record is from RefSeq and is a predicted model, not a curated record. Lineage: Eukaryota; Metazoa; Chordata; Mammalia; Rodentia; Sciuridae.